AUAAAAUACAAAAAGAACAAAUAAGUGAGUGGCAUCAUCAGUUUACUCUCUCUCUCUCUUUUGAAGAUCAUGCGCUGUGCAUAUAUAGAUUGUGAAAAAUAAACAAAACUUUCUGUGUCUACUUUUUAUUUCGAUGAAUAUUCGGCAUUAUGCUUGUUUGAUUUUGAGAACUUUCAACACAUAAGUUAAAUAUUUAGGCCAACCAUGAUCUCGUUGUGACCAAGGUUGUUUCACUUUAAGUAAAUUAGAGGGAGAGAAAUAUCCUCAUAACAUGAAUAUUAAAAGUACGUCAUAAGUUCUCAUUUAUUGAAGAGUUCAUAUAUAAAGCUGAGUUAUCAAUAUUUUCAGUCUAUUUUCAGUUCGAUUUUCCGGUGAGCCUUUGUCGGUUUUUGUACGGGGUGCGUGCAUGGUACUGACUAGGCCUAUCCUAUGAGUUUCCAACAAAUAAAAAAGAAAAAGAGAGGUCUAGCUGAGUCGUGAAGUUAACCUGACAUGAAAACGAGAAGUUCUGAAAAUCGCCACUUUUUCAUGAAAAUGAUGCAGAGGGCCUAUCAAAUAAAAAAAGUGUCAGCGCGAAGGCGAAGAGAAGCUAAAAUAUUGUUUAGGCCUAUUGUUUGAGAAAAGGAUAAUUAUAAGGAAAUACUGUAGGUAUUCGUGAAUAGGAGGCCUCUCCUCCCCCUCUGAUCUCCCCCCCCCCCCCUUUCCCACUCUAUGCGAGUUUCCCCCCUCUUUGUGCAUCGAGAGCUCAUUUGCGUGCCGAGCCGCUUCCGGGUAAUCGGGGAGUUUCCCUAUAAAUAUAUGCCGAGCUGAGUCGUUUCGGCAGAACUACAGCAACCGAAAUAAUGCAGCUUCAGAUUCAUUGUCAUUCGGAAAUCGGCUCCAAUACAACAGCUUAUGAAUUGGGCAUACGAUUAUGCCAUGAAUUGCCGUACUUUGAAUGGGUUGAUGGCAAAUUUUCAUAUCAGCUCGGGUCUGUAAAAAAUAAAUGCAUUCUCAUCUGACUUUGGCAUCUAGCAUCUCGACACAGCUCAUCCCCACCCAUUCACGUUUCUGGAUGUUGCCCCCGUAACUUUAGAUCUAUGUAGUCGUGCGCCCUCAGCUCAGCACGACAUUUGUUGACUGAGUUCCACGACUGAUGAGGAUGCAGGAUGAUGAUGACAUUGACUACAGAAACCUCCUUGCUGCAAGCUCAGAAGAAGAUCUUGUUUUGUUUGAGAAAGAUCUAUGGACAGGUGGCAGUUCGUCUUUAACUUCGGCAAAGACUCCUGGUGCAAAGAGUAAACAAUCGCAAAGCCCCUUCACUUGGUCAGAUAAAUUGGUAUCAAAUGUGAAGUCGCUGUUUCAAAGCCGGAAUGAGAGACACUUCCUGUCAGAACCCAAGUCUGAGAGGGUUGCGGACAAUGACACGGUUGCAGGUGAGCUAAAUGCAAAGCCUCUAACCAAGCUCGGCCUCGGAACCAGUGACAGUUUGGAAGAUGGAGUUGCAAAACGGGAAGUGAAUGAUGAUGGACUCUGGUCUAAUCAUCGAGCUGUAAUUGGAAGACUUUGGUCUAGUGCCAAGCCUGGGAGUAAGCCUAACAUUUUUAACAAUGGUGACUGCAUAAGGAUUACAUCCCUUGUGUCAAUAGAAGGUGACACAGCAGAUCUUUCUGGUGAUAAUGGUACUGGUAGUGGCUAUUGUGGCACAGAGUUAGGGGCUGCAGUGUGCAGCAGGGACCAAAGUCUGCUUCACUCCAAGAGUGAAAGUUGGUCCACUCCGCGAUCAUGCAGCACAGAUGACGGCAACAUAUUGGAUAGCAGCAAGGAUUAUAAUAAUAUUAAUAGUUUAGAGUGCAAUGAAGAUGUAGCAGACAUGCCUGGGAAGUAUUAUUCAGCAGUGGACGGUCAGGUGGAUGAGGUAGGAGAGAGUGAGGCAGACCCUCUGUUCGGAGGAAACAGAAAAUCUUCCGAUGUUUAUUACAAAGGUGGAGCUACAUCAUGGAGACGAAGGCUCUUGGCAUGUAUGCUGGUCAUUCUCAUUCUCAGUGGAGCAAUAGCAUGUGGAGUAGCUCUCGGUGUGAUAUACGGUAGAGACGACAGUGAACCAAGUACCAGGACUGGCUAUGUCUAUAGAGACGCUGCAGUUGCUGCUGAUGCAGCACGUUGCUCGGAGAUUGGGAGGGAUAUGCUUUUGAAUAAAGGAAGUGCCAUGGAUGCAGCCAUCGCUGGAUUGCUAUGCGUGGGACUGUAUAAUGCUCACAGUGCGGGUAUAGGAGGAGGAAGCUUCAUAAUGUACUAUGACAGAGAAAACAAGACGCCAUACUUUUUAGAUUCCAGAGAAGUAGCUCCCAUUCUUGCGUCUACAGACAUGUAUACAAACAAAAGCUCUGAUGCUUCGACUACUGGUGGUCUUGCUAUCGCAGUCCCAGGUGAGAUAAUGGGAUACUGGGAGGCUCAUCAAAGGUUCGGUAGGCUUCCAUGGGGAGACCUCUUCAAACCAUCCAUAGAACUUGCUGAGAACGGUUUUACUGUUGGCCCAGCCCUAGCAAGAGCCAUUAACCAAAAUAGUGAUCUUAUCAUGAAUGAUCCUAGCUUGAGGGAAGUAAUGUUAGAUGAAAAUGGGAACCUUCUAAAGGAGAAUGGGACCAUGUAUAGGCGAAAGCUGGCCCAAACCAUGCGUACACUGGCUGCAGAGGGUGCUGUUGCAUUCUAUAACGGAUCACUGUCUGUUACCAUAGCAAGAGAGAUAGAAGAAAGAGGUGGAAUCGUGAGUGUAGACGAUCUUGCUCAAUACCAGGUGGCAGUCAAAACUCCUCUAGAUAUAGAAAUUAGCGGUCACAGAACUUAUACCUGUCCCCCUCCUUGCAGCGGUGCUGUGUUUUCCUUCAUAAUGAAUAUAUUAGAAGGGUAUGAUUUCACCCCAGAAAGUCUACAAUCCAUUGGAGAUGAGACUCUUACCUACCACCGAAUCAUUGAGGCGUUCAAGUUUGCCUAUGCCAAGAGGAGUGCCUUGGGGGAUGAAGACUUCGUAGAUGUUGCAGACCUUGUAGUAAAUCUGACAUCCCAAGAUUAUGCAGAUAGUAUACGUGCCAGGAUAACUGAUGAUCGCACUCACGAUACAGAUUAUUACGAUCCGUCGUUCAAAAUCGUAGAAGAUGGCGGUACCUCUCAUAUUUCAGUCGUGGAUCAGUUUGGAAAUGCUGCUUCAAUUACCAGUACUAUAAAUACAUAUUUUGGCUCCAAGGUGCGAGGAAACACUACAGGGAUAAUCUAUAACAAUGAGAUGGAUGACUUUUCCAAGCCCGGAGCUGCCAACUUUUACGGAGUGCCACCGUCCCCGUCAAACUUCAUCAUUCCUGGAAAGCGCCCUCUUUCUUCAAUGACGCCAGUAAUCAUGGUUGAUGGGGAGGGAGAUGUUCAAUUGGUUGUGGGAGCAUCUGGAGGAACCAGAAUCACCACAGCAACCAGUCUGGUUACCAUGGAAACACUCUGGUUUGGCUCAAGUCUUGAAGAUGGCGUCGAGAGGAGACGUAUUCACAAUCAGCUAAUUCCCAAUGCCACCCGAUACGAAGUAGGAUUCCCUCAGGAAGUUGUAGAUGGUCUGGUCUUGAAAGGGCAGGAUGUGGAGGAGAAUUCAGGCAUAGCUGUUGUCCAGGUGAUCCAUCGUCUGGAGGAUCAGUGGUUGGGUGCUUACUGUGAUAGCAGGAAAGAUGGCAGACCUUCUGGAUUCUAAAUCUGGACCUCAGGAUGGGGGGGGGGGGCACUUCCAUCGACAAGUGGAUAUCGUGCAUAUCUCACGAAACGCGUAUGAUAAAUGGUAUCUAUUUUGAGAUACGGCAUGUUACGUUUGGAACGUAGUAUGGGUGUCAAAAACAUUAAAAUGCUGAAAAAAGGGUAAAUAUUUUCGUAUGUCAAUUACAUGAUUAGGGUCUGAUUUGCAAUGGUGAAAAAAGACUAUAAUGUGAUUUUUAAAAAGGAUGCAAAUUUUGCGCCAGUAUAAUGUGUUGAGGGUCCGAUCUUCACCUGAGCCGAUUUUACAAGUGAUGUACUGUAUCCCAAUACUCCUUGCAAGAUGUCUACAAUUAUAAGGGGGAAACCUUGUUAAGGGUUACAUGUAUGUUUCGUUCCCAUUAAAAGUGGGUUCUGGAGCUGAUACUUGGUUACUUGUUUGUAAGGGCAGGGUUUUAUAUCCAAUACUUGUUAAGGGUAGGGUAUUACCCGACCCUUCUUGUUGAGGGGUGCAUUUUCAGAGUUUAGAAAAUAUGUGUGUAGGGCCGUGCCUUUUUAAACCCCCAAGGAGACGCAUGAUAUCCGCUGGUCAAUGGAAGUGCCCCCCCCCCCCCCCCCUGCGACCUCACCCUGGGAUAUGGACAGGAUCUGGCAUCCCAUUUCUUGAAUACUAUGAUAAUGGUAACUUAAAAUGGAACUACCAUGGGAACCUCGAUUUCAAUUAGCAUCAGAGCCUUUGUACCAUGGUAUUAUCAUAAUGGCAAAUGAUCAUUAUCAUAAUCAUGAGUUCUUUCUGAAACAGACCCCAGGGUCCAUGUCUUACAAACGUAUUUGAUGGUCCCAUUCAAUCUUAAGUAUGGAAAGCCACCUACGUCUUAAUUCUCUAUAAAAAGUACAUUGCGGUGUAUACACUGUCCCUUCAAUAAAAUACAAAAACCAAAGAGAGAUUACUUUGGAAAAGGGUAUGCAUUUCACAUGAUGAUGUUGCUGGCUUUCCAUAGUCAAUAUUGAUUGGAUCAAUCCCAUUUCUUGUAAAAUGGGGGCUAGACUGUGUAUGAAUCUAGGGUAGUUCAGUAAAAUUUACACCCUCACAUAGGGCCUACUUGUUUAUGUCAGGGCUCUCUUUGGGGGCAAUUUAAGUUUUUUUUAAAUAAUAAAAUAAAAAAAUAGUGUGCCCAGCCACAUUUUCUUUUUACUUCACAACUUCAUCAAAUACUUAAAUCACAAGAAUGUAAGGGAAUUACACCUUUUCAUAUUAGCUAUAAGCAAAAUACAAAUCAUGUAAGGAAAGUCUACUGCGGGAUGGAGUCAUGUAAAUUAUGAAAUUACCCUUGGUCGUUCAAAUUAUGCCAUUUUAGAAGCUUACAUACCGGAAGCUUGUCACCUAUUCAUUGAUAGCAAAUUUUAAUGGAAUGUGGUCCUGGGGUCAUUUCAUAAAGCUGUUUGUAAGUUAAGAGCGACUUUAAGAAUGACUGGUUUCCUUUCUUACGCGCUAAACCAUCGCCAAUGAACAUUUUGGUAUAUACCAUUUACCACAAGAAAUGAUCACCAGUCGUUCUUAAAGUCGCUCUUAACUUACGAACAGCUUUAUGAAACACCAACCUCGAAUGUAGUAUAGCAAAAUAGUUAGCGCUUUCAUGUAGAAAACUGUAUCUCAAUAUUUGUGUAUUCAUGCAGUAUUCAGUUUUGAUUUUUUUCUGUAAUAGGCCUUAUGCACUACAUCAUCCAUCUCAGAGGCUGAAGGCUUUGCAUCUCUGUUUACACAUAUUCCUAUAUCCUCUGAGUGAGGGCGCUAUGAGGUUAUGAGGUCAUAUGCAUGAGGUCUAUAACAAGGAGAUUUGGGAAAUACAAGCUCUAUAAUGCACAACAGAACAGGCUUGAGAAGGGGGGGGGGGCAGGAUGGGCACCCCCAAUUUUCAGGGUAAUGUCUGAAUUUGUACCUAUUCUCUUUGAGUUCCUUGGGUACCUAAACAUGAUUUUUGUCUGUUCUGCAAGUUUGUCUAAUUCUAAACUUAACAGAACAUUGCAAUGCACAUUCCUCAUUCAUCUGGUAUUGAAGAAAUUGUUUUCUACUUUUCUACUCACCUAUGUUUUGGGUGCCUGAAUCAAGUCAGUCAAUUCCGAAAAGUUAUGAAUAUAUAUCUAUACACAUGUACAUAUAUAGUGUUUUUUCAUGUAUAUCGUUAGAUUUAUUUAUCAAACUGUAUUCUAUCUAGCGAAGGGCAUUUAUAUGCUACAGAAUUUUGUUUUUAUACUGCAAUGCAAUCUAUUCUGCCAAAGUUUGUUGAAUGGGUAAUUCAUCUGUGUAAAACAUUCCUUUGAUUGGUGAAAUCUCUUUAAAUUAACUUGACUCUUCAAUUCUUCUAGGAUGCAAUAUACAAGUAUAAUUAUAUGUUUUGAUUACUUACACAUCACUCAUCACUUGCAAGAUGAGGGCUAAUGUCUCUCUUGAAAAGUGAAAUUUUGAUUCAUUGGAGUAUUUUACAUUGUGAUAAUAUCGCUUUUACACAACACAAAAAUGAUGUUUCUGGUGUGAAGGUGCGCUUGGCAGUCAUAUUUUGUAACAAUGAAUUUUCAUAGACUUGCUUAUUUGUAGUUAGAUUUGAGAGAAAUGUGAUUUAAAAUACCAAGAAAGAUUUUUAAAAUGUUAGAAACAAAUUUGUCCUGUGAUGUCAUGAAAUUAAGCUGCAAUAUUUGCUACCUCGUGAUUAAAAAAAAAAAAAUUAUGGGGCACUGUGUUACAAAGCGCUCUGAUUAAUUCAAUCAAUCUCAAUUAUGGAAAGCCAGUAACGCCAUAAUUUAGAAUGUAUAUGAAUGUGUUCUUUUAGAUUGUUCUCUGAAGCAGGCAGCACACUUGUGUGUGCUUCAUGAUUGCUUUCACUACUAAUGCAUGCUCUUUUCCAUUUUCAAUUGGCAGAACUUAUGCAAUGGUGUAAAAAUAUGUUGUUGGUGGCUUUUCAUAGUAGUGAGGGAUUAGAUUGAUCAUAAUUCCUUGUAGAUUCGGUCCUGGGCCCCAUCUUACAAAGAGUUACGAUUGAUCCAAUCAAAUAGUAACCCUAUGGAAAUCCAUCAGUGUCAUAAUUUUAUCUACAGGAAAUUUGCAAAAUGUCCUUUGUAAAUAAAGGAAAACACACCAAAUUGUCAAGAAAUCAAUGACUUUAUGGAUAUACAUUCAUAUCUAGAAUUUUUUUCUAACAAACAUGCAUUUCAUAUGUUGAUUUUGCUGGCUUUCCAUAGUUACGAUUGAUCGGAUCAGUCGUAACUCUUUGUACAACGGGGCCCUGAUGUAUAUUGACAUUUGAAUGAGGGGAUGAUGCAAUUACAAGAUUGUGGUACUGGUAUAAGUAGCGUUUGGGAUGUCUUAUCUGUGUGUUUAUUACAAUGUUAAUAGUAUAUUGUGUGUCUGUUUGUCAUGAAUGUUAGGUCAUGUUGAGUAAAAUUACUGUGUCCUAAAUGUUAUUUGACCAAAAAUAGUCAUAUGGAUUUUUAUAAACUACGUUUUUAGGCUUUUUCUAUAAAUUUGUAUAUUAUUUCAAGAUGAUUUUUGUGUGAUCAGAUAAAUAUAAAUGCAGCAAACAAAUUAGCCCUACUUGUAGCAUUCUUUGAUUAAAAUGGGGCAAAUUGCAAGUAUUUGACUCUACAUGUUAAUGAGAAUUGUGAAACACUUUGUCUUUGAAAAGCUUUAAUAAAUGUCGGGUAGAAAACAUA
Messenger RNA from Lytechinus pictus (painted urchin), 7416 nucleotides. Its product is annotated as glutathione hydrolase 1 proenzyme-like. The transcript is spliced from 11 exons. Bases 1136 to 3712 code for a protein of 858 amino acids. Gene Ontology annotation, biological process: glutathione catabolic process. Lineage: Eukaryota; Metazoa; Echinodermata; Echinoidea; Temnopleuroida; Toxopneustidae. The record is from RefSeq and is a predicted model, not a curated record. Gene Ontology annotation, molecular function: glutathione gamma-glutamate hydrolase. Gene Ontology annotation, cellular component: plasma membrane.